Molecule: messenger RNA, 279 nt
Organism: Letharia lupina
Lineage: Eukaryota; Fungi; Ascomycota; Lecanoromycetes; Lecanorales; Parmeliaceae
Exons: 2
Coding region: 1-279 (92 amino acids)
Source: RefSeq, a predicted model, not a curated record
AUGAUUACCCUCAAUGAACGCUUGACGCACAAACGGACCGAAGCCUUGGGAAUAAGCUCGGCUACUAAAGAAGGAAUGAUGAUGCGAUCAGGCAAGCUGCGCACAGCAGGUGAGAAACAGCAUGAAGCCAAGCUCCUCCGAAGCAAUUGCGGCAGCAAUCUGCUCGGACAAAGCAUCGUGCACUGCGCGGUUCAGGACUACCGCGACGAUGAUGUUUGUGGUCAGGAGCAGAAGGGCGUACUGCCGGAUGACCCCGUGGCUGUGUGGUUGGGGUGUUGA